CCGUUUCCAUGGCAACGGUCGUUUUUACAAACAGGCGAGCAAACGUUGGUGACCGUUUGAUUUUCUGUUUGGUGGAGCAACGGAGGAUAUGCCACAUUUAGAGAAAGAAUUGGACGCUUGUUGAGAAGUUAUGGAAGAAGCUGGAAAAGAUUUUCUGACGAAACCCACCGUUAGUAUUUUAAGUUCCGAGCAGCAAGAGAAACUGCGACAGUUCAAGAUCCAGACGAGAAACAACAACGAGAAGUAUUUGAGAGCACAUCCAGAAGUGGAAGAAAUUGUUGGUGAAUUUCUAAGCAGCAGCAGCUUGACCAUAUUCCCCCUCCAGGAAGGUGCCACAGCCAAACACAGAGCAAGAAACUUGCUGAUCAAAAGGCCGUCUGACAUCCGUGAGUUUGCUGCAGAUCACUUCGCUUCCCUAAAUGUUCCUUCUGGCUCCGUAAUAAAAGGAAACCGAGACAUGGAUUGAAAGAUCCAACAACAUCCUCCUUGUACUUUUCUUGAGACACAGAUCCAUGUAGGCACUGGUUCUGAGGUUACAACAGUGGUGAUCCUUUAUGUUUGUGUCCAUAUUAUUCAUCAUCAAAUUCCUAGAAAUGCCUCAAAGGAUCAAACUAAUGCGUGAUUGUGAAAAGCAGAGGCAGUCCAAUGGAUGUUACACCAUGCUCUUUGACACUUAAGCCAAUUAAUUUUGACAGGAUUAUGAAGGCGUGUCAUGUGCAUAUUUUAAUGUGACUUUGCAACAGUUGACAUUUUGUAAUAUCCUUUGGCCUCAUGUGGCUGUUGGCUUACAGGGACUAUUGACUUCUCAUGAAGUACAACUUGCUUCAAAAGUAUUUAUGUUUCUAUUCCCACAACUUUCUGUGCUUCAUGAUAAAACAGCAAAAACACUGGUAGAUGUCAUUUCUGUUAGAGAAGGUUUACGGAUAUUUGUCGAGAGUGCAGAACACUUCUCUGUCUAUAAAGAGCCUUUUAGCAUGCUGCCAUUCUGAUGUCUCGACACCACGUUUACCUACUUCUUUCCAUGAAGAUCUGAAUGGAGCUUUUAGUCUGUAUUUAUCUCCUCUUGUUUGUUUUAGUUGAGUAAAACAAAUUAGGUAAUGCUGUAGUGGGUGGAGCGCAUCCAUUUUCUGGUCCAUGUUGUCUUUUCCUGACUCAUCUUUCUGACUCAUCCUCAUUGGUUUUUGUGAAUUGUGUUUUAAAAUGCAGUAAUUGAAGCAGUUUUACAGAUAAUAAAAUAAUUAUGGCAGUUUUCUCACAAAGAAUCAAUCAAUUAAAAACUCAAUUUAAAACAAUA
Messenger RNA from Girardinichthys multiradiatus, 1294 nucleotides. RefSeq names its product RIIa domain-containing protein 1 (gene riiad1). The record is from RefSeq and is a predicted model, not a curated record. Bases 131 to 466 code for a protein of 111 amino acids. The transcript is spliced from 5 exons. Lineage: Eukaryota; Metazoa; Chordata; Actinopteri; Cyprinodontiformes; Goodeidae.